CUGGCUCAGGUUCCAGCUCUUACUAAUAAUUUUUAUUAUUUUAAGAUAACAUCUCCCUUUCUGCCCUGGCCUGGCCUAGCCUGGAUCUCAUACACAGAAAUCCCCCUGCCUCUACCUCUCAAGUGUGGGAGUCGGGUGUGCACCACGGUGGCUGCCCCAAGCACCUAGCUAGACUAUGUGGAUAGCACCAGGGAUUCUAGUUGGGUAAUAAUUUAGAGUCAGAGUUCAUGGGUGUUAGGGCCUAAGACACACAGACACGAGUUUAGACUGUACACCUGCCUGGUCAUCUUGCUUUGUCUUACGCCACACGCCCCAAUCUUAGCACGUAUCUGAAAAGGAAACUGGUUUCGCGUCCCUGUUGCUUUGGGAACUCCUGUUUCUUUGUAUGUGGCUCCCUCUGGCGGGUGUUGAUGGUAAGGAAGUAAGAUCAGAUAUAAGACUGACAUACCACUCUGAGAGAAUGAAGUGGGGCAACUCUCCCAACUCCUAAUGACAGCCACCGGAAUUGUCAUACACUGUGUCUCUGCAAUCUACCCACAAUCUAGUCCCCACAAUAAUGAAUAGGAAUUAAUUCUAAUUCUCAGACAGAUUUGAAGACCUGGAAUCAAAUUCUUUGCAGCAUUUAGGAUCCUCAAAUGAUCUUACCAUCUUACCAAUCUGUUUUUCUAGCUUCAAUUAUUGUCUUGGUUUUAUUUACCAUUAAUACAAAAUGCCCCAACAAAAGCAGGUCGGGGAAUGAGUUUAUUUUAUCUCACAGUCCAAUUGUAGACCAUAUGAUAAUCAAGGCAGCGGUAACUUGAAGCUGCUAGUCACAUCCACCGUCAGGAGCAGAGAGGACAGAUGCGUAACACUCAUUUUCUCCUCAGUCCAGGACCCAAACCUCGGCGUGAUUAAAUGAGUCCUCCCUCUUUGUUGACAUAAUUAAGAUAGUAUAGGCCAACCGGAUCAAGAAAAUGCCUCUUUGAAAUUCUUCCCCAGCUAUUCCAGGUUGUGUGUCCGGUUCACAAAACUAAUCUCAAAUAUGCUCAAGCCGACCAGACUCUUCUGGAGGAAAUGCUAACUUGAAGCAUUGUGCUGCCGGGUGGUUGUUGGCACACGCCUUUAAUCCCAGCACUUGGGAGGCAGAGGCAGGGGGAUUUCUGAGUUUGACGCCAGCCUGGUCUACAAAGUGAGUUCCAGGAUAGCCAGGGCUACAGAGAAACCCUGUUUGGGGGGGGGGGAGGAAGCAUUGUGCUGUGUCCUGCCCCUUCAGACUACAGGCCUGUCAAAACAACAUGGGACCUCAAACUGGCUAGAUGGCUCAGUGGUUAAGAGCACUGACUGUUCUUCCAGAGGUCCUGAGUUCAAAUCCCAGCAACCACAUGGUGGCUCACAACCAUCUAUAGUGAGAUACGAUGCCCUCUUCUGGUAUGUCUGAAGACAGCUACAGUGUACUUACAUAUAAUAAAUAAAACUAGAUUAUUAAAAAAAAGAAAAACAAAAAAUCAUGAGGCCUUUGCUUAGUUUAGCUCAGUGUUCAGGCUGGCCAUUGCGGCAGAAACUUUUAAUCCCAGCAGAGGCUAGAUUUCUGAGGUUGGAGGCCAGCCAGGACUAAUGAGUGAAACCCAAUCUCAAAAAGCUUCCCAGUGGCUUGCUUUGUUAUUAUCUCUGUAAAACAUAAAAUGUGAAGUUUGACAAGAACAUAGGUAUGAGGGCUGAUGUAUGGAAGGGCUAACCACACAAAGAAUGAAAGUGACCCAAGAGAUUAGAACAAGAACACCCUUGAAUGGUCUUAUAUUAAUCAUCUAAAAUGUCUUUGGGAGACCAAAUCACUUGGCAGCUGGGGUGGCUGCAGGUGACAUUUCUUCAAAGCCUUUGCUUUCAUCAGCCAUCACAAGGAAAUCUCAAGAUUUCUUUCUUGAUAGCUGUAGUGUAUAUACUAUGAAAACAUCUCAUUUUACCUCACUUAGAUCACUAAUUCCCCCUCCCCUCGAGCCAGCCACUUGUCUGGAGUUGCAGGGCUGUUGGAGUGCUUUGACUUCUCAAUCAUUUGCCCACUGGAACUUCAAGAAGACUCAGCCACAAAUGGACUGAGGGAGGCAGAUUUCCCAGGGGAGAAUCAUCUUUCUUAUUGGAAACAAUGGAUGUCCAGCAAGCGGUCAUAACAAAGCCGGUUGGACCCAUGGGUGCCCUUGCUGUCUUACACUGAGUUGUAGGUAUGCCAAGUCAAUUCAGUAAAUAUUUCCUGGGAAUUCGCUAUGUACGAUGUUCGUAUUUUUUACACUGUAGAUUCAUAAACAUUACCAACUCCACAGGCAGUUACCAGAUUCAAGAGAUGUUUCAUCCCGUAUGGUACAAACACACUUUACAAACCAACAAAAGACCAUGCUAGAGAUUAAUCCCAGGGCCUUCCAACAGACACUGGACCAUUCAACAAAACUUACUCAUCUCAGAAACCAGGUCUGACCCCUCCUAGGAAGUUGUUUUCAUACUAUCCUCUGCCUACUGCUAAAAGGGAUCGUUCAAAACAUCCUGUUUCUUCAUUCAGGUGUAGCAAUUUGUUAUCUCUGUCCCCAGGAUAUAGCAGUAACUGAAAAUAUGGCUAGGUGUCACCCACAUUCCCGCAGAUGGCCCGGCUUUGGUGUAUGUUUGGCGCUCACAGAGACUGGAGGAGAGCAUCAAAUCCCCUAUACUGGAUGCACAGACCCUUGUGACCUGCUGUGUAUGGGUGUUGGGAAUUGGGUUUGGGUCCUCUAGACUCUGCUAAGUUGUGCUAACCAGUGAGCCAUCUCUCUGGCAAUUUUCUGUGUUACUGUGUGUGUGAGGUGAGGUGCCAGUGCCCUCUGAGACCAGCGACAGGAUCUCCUCCUGUAUCCUAGUUAGGUUUCUAUUGCUAUGAUAAACACCAGGACCAGCCAGGCAUGGUGGCACACGCCUUUAAUCCCAGCACUUGGGAGGCAGAGGCAGGUGGAUUUCUGAGUUUGAGGUCUGUAGAGUGAGUUCCAGGACAGCCAGGGCUACACAGAGAAACCCUGUCUUGAAACAAACAAACAAAAACCACCAGGACCAAGAGUAGCAUGGUAAAGCGAUUUCUUUCAUUGUAAAGUUAUGGUUUCUCAUGAAGAGAAGUCAGCAGGAAUCUGGAGUCAGAAACUGAAGCAGAGGCCAUGCGGAGAGGUGGCACUACCCACAGUGGGCUGAGCCCUCCCACAUCAGUCAUUAAGAAAAUGCCUGCAUGCUUGCCUAUUGGCCAGGCUGAUGGAUGCAGUUGUCAUCCCCACAUUACUUACCCUCCUUUUUACUUCUUAAACAUAUCAGGCUGAAUGUCCUUGCAUUAUUCCUCUGUCUAGAAUCUUCCCUCUCCCCCAGAUACUUCCUCUGACUCAUUUCAAGGAAGCCUGCUUUCUUUCCCCAUCCUAUUUAAACCUGCAUCUGGACACUCCCGUUUUUCCUUUCAUCCUGCUUUCUCUUCUAAUAUACUACUAGGGGCUAAUAUACUACAGAAUUUACUAAUUUUCAUGUCUGUCUGCCCUUAUAAUUUAAAAUCUGUAAAAUCUAUAAAUAUCUUCUAAUUUGUUUGAUUAAUAUGUGUCAAGCAUUAUGAUAACCUGUGAAGUCACCAGACAAUUAAAAUUGCUUGUGAGGAGCCGGUGUCAUGGUCGUGGUGCUCGCAUUUAAUCCUAGCACUUGGGAGUUAGAGGCUGGUGGGUCUCUCCUUUCGAGGCCAGCCUAGUUUACAAAGUGAGUUUCAGGACAGCCAGGGCUACACAGUGAAAACUUGUCAAACAAAACAACAGCAGGGCUGGCUUGAUGGCUCAGUGGGUAAGAGCACUUACUGCUCUUCUGAAGGUCUUGAGUUCAAAUCCUAGCAACCACAUGUGGCUCACAACCACCUGUAAUGAGAUCUGACGCCCUCUCCUGGUGUGUCUGAAGUCAGCUACAGUGUACUUAUAUAUAAUAAUAAAUCUUUGGGCCCCAGUGAGGGGGGUUGACUGGUGCGAGCACAGGUCCUAAAAAUUCAAUUCCCAACAACCACUUGAAGGCUCACAACCAUCUUUACAGCUACAGUGUACUCACAUAAAAUUAAAAAAAAACUUAACAAUAAUAUAAAGAUUGCUUAUGAGGCUGAGAAUAUAACUGAAUGAUAGAACACUUGCCUAGCCUGUAUGAGGCCCUAAUUUUAAUCUCCUACCCUCACCCCCAUAGACUGCUUAUUAGUCUUGCAAGGGAAGAAAUUACACUAACAAUAACAGUAGCUACUUGCUUCCUCUGUUAAGUGUUUGCCAAACAUGAUGGCUAACACUGAUUAAAACAGGUACUACAUGGAUUGUCUCAUUUAAUCUUCCAUGCCUACAAGAUAAUUUGUGCUUGCAUUAGGUUUGAUUUCCAUCCCUGAAUAAAUCUGUCAUAGUGAGAGUAAUAAUUCCGACACUAUGAAGCAGGAUCAGAAAUUCAAGGACAUCCUCUAAUCCAUAGCAAAUUCAAGGACAGCCCAGGCUACCAGAGGCUCUGUCUUAAAAACCAAAAUCAAAGGGCUGGCGAGAUAUCUCAGCAAGUAAAGGUUCUUGUAGCCAAGCCCGAUAGCCUACGUGUUAGGCUACAUGGUAGAAGAACCAGUACUACUACCAGUUGUCUUCCCAAGUCCACUGCUCUGCGCAUCCCUCCCUCUCUCCGGCACACCAAAUUCUAAAAUGUUAAGAACCCUAAUAGGCGGUUAUUAUUAAUACCCAUUAACACUAUUUCGAAAUUUGAAAAUGGCAGGCACAGGUUCUUAGCUAAGGUGGUGGCAGUGAAAUCAACAGUGGAGAACAUGAGAAUCAAACAUGAGAAAUGGAUAGAGUUUAGGGUCAUCAAGAUGAGGCCAAAAAUUGGAUAUAGAGUUUUGGAGGAAAGGGGAAGUGACUCGUAGAUUUUGACUGGGGUGGGCCAAAGCACACUAAAGCCUAAGAGUUCUGAAAGCCCAGUUUGGGACUCGCUGAGUAUGAGGUGACUGUGUUGUACAAAAACAGGACUUCACUAGAGGCAAAAGGCCGCUCUGGUGUCCUCCUCUAAGUCAGAACAGGGUGAAGAAACACGGGAGGUGGGUUCGCCCGCUCCAGAAUCUCUUGAGCAGCAGCUGCGGGAAAGGCGUGGGGAAAGGCAAGACAAAGAGCGUUAGCACAGCUUUUGUCCAAACGGCCCCUUUAAGAAGCGCGCUCCCGACUCCCAGCCCGCCUAGCAUGCAAAUUGAGCAGCCGGAGGGAGCGUGCGGCUGAUACCCGGCCCGGGCUGCGGCGGUUAGUCCUCUCUCGGCCGCCGUCGCCUCCGACAUAUUGCCCGCAGGAGCUGCGGCGGUGAGCGGAGAGCGCCGGGGGAAGGAGAUGGGAGGACGAAGAGGUCCCAACAGGACAUCUUACUAUCGAAACCCGCUCUGUGAGCCAGGAUCAUCAGGGGCCUCUGGUGGAGGCCACUCUUCUAGUGCAUCCGUGAGCAGCGUCCGUUCUCGAAGCAGGACCACUUCUGGGACGGGCCUCUCCAGCCCUCCGCUGGCCGCGCAGACCGUUGUGCCUCUACAGCACUGCAAGAUCCCCGAGCUGCCCGUCCAGGCCAGCAUUCUGUUCGAGCUCCAGCUCUUCUUCUGUCAGCUCAUAGCCCUGUUCGUGCACUACAUCAACAUCUAUAAGACAGUCUGGUGGUAUCCACCCUCGCACCCACCCUCCCACACUUCCCUGGGACUGUCCCACUUCCCUUCUCUGGGUCCUGUUCUACUCCUCUAGAACUUCCACCUGAUCGACUUCAACUUGCUGAUGGUGACCGCCAUUGUUCUGGGCCGCCGAUUCAUCGGGUCCAUCGUGAAGGAGGCUUCUCAGAGGGGGAAGGUCUCCCUCUUCCGCUCCAUCCUGCUGUUCCUCACCCGCUUCACCGUUCUCACGGCGACAGGCUGGAGUCUGUGCCGGUCCCUCAUCCACCUCUUCAGGACCUACUCCUUCCUGAACCUCCUGUUCCUCUGCUAUCCGUUUGGGAUGUACAUUCCGUUCCUGCAGCUGAACUAUGAUCUUCGCAAGACGAACCUCUUCACCCACAUGGCUUCCAUGGGACCCCGAGAGGCAGUCAGUGGCCUGGCAAGGAGUCGGGACUACUUUCUGACACUGCGGGAGACUUGGAAGCAGCAUACACGACAGCUAUAUGGCCCGGAAGCCAUGCCCACCCAUGCCUGCUGCUUGUCACCCAGCCUCAUUCGCAAUGAAGUUGAGUUCCUCAAAAUGGACUUCAAUUGGCGAAUGAAGGAAGUACUUGUCAGCUCCAUGCUGAGUGCCUACUAUGUGGCCUUUGUACCUGUGUGGUUUGUGAAGAAUACACAUUACUAUGACAAGCGCUGGUCCUGUGAGCUCUUCCUGCUGGUGUCCAUCAGUACCUCCGUGAUCCUCAUGCAGCACUUGUUGCCUGCCAGCUACUGUGACCUGCUGCACAAGGCCGCCGCCCACCUGGGCUGCUGGCAGAAGGUGGACCCAGCUCUGUGCUCCAAUGUGCUGCAGCACCCGUGGACUGAAGAGUGCAUGUGGCCACAGGGUGUGCUGGUGAAACACAGCAAGAAUGUCUACAAAGCAGUGGGCCACUACAACGUGGCCAUCCCCUCCGAUGUCUCCCACUUCCGCUUCCAUUUCUUUUUCAGCAACCCCCUGCGGAUCCUCAACAUCCUUUUGCUGCUGGAGGGUGCCGUCAUUGUCUACCAGCUGUACUCCUUAAUGUCCUCAGAGAAGUGGCACCAGACCAUCUCCCUGGCCCUCAUCCUCUUCAGCAACUACUAUGCCUUCUUCAAGCUGCUCCGGGACCGCCUGGUAUUGGGCAAAGCCUACUCCUACUCAGCCAGCCCCCAGAGGGACCUGGACCACCGGUUCUCCUGAGUCCCAGGGUGAUCCUCCAAACAACAUCCGGGCUUCACCCAGGGGCUUCCUGGCCAAGGGCUCUUGGGGUUGGGGGGGAGGGAUACAAAAAACAAAAACAAAAAACAACAAAAAAAAACCAACCCACCAGAGCUUUGUAUUUUUGUUACGUACUGUUUCUUUCUUUGAUAAUUGAUGUGGUAAGAAAAAAGUCUUAUUUUUAUACUCUGAA
Messenger RNA from Mus musculus (house mouse), 7074 nucleotides. It is a transcript of the gene Tmem39b, whose product is annotated as transmembrane protein 39b. Lineage: Eukaryota; Metazoa; Chordata; Mammalia; Rodentia; Muridae. The record is from RefSeq and is a predicted model, not a curated record. Gene Ontology annotation, cellular component: endoplasmic reticulum membrane. Bases 5766 to 6863 code for a protein of 365 amino acids. The transcript has 10 exons.